Messenger RNA from Macrosiphum euphorbiae (potato aphid), 807 nucleotides. The record is from the annotation of a GenBank genome assembly. NCBI's taxonomy places the organism in Eukaryota, Metazoa, Arthropoda, Insecta, Hemiptera, Aphididae.
AUGCAUACAUGUAUAGUGUGCUUCAAUGCAUCUCGUAAGACCAAGGUCAGUCGUCCAGGAGUUCAUUAUCAUGCAAUUCCCAAGAAUGCAUAUAUGAGGAGAAAAUGGCUUAAAGUUCUUGGAAUUGAUCGUUGUCAUGAUUGGCAACGUGUAUGUAGUGAUCAUUUUUUGGAAGAAAACUAUAAGCCAGGAAAAAAGAGAUAUUUAUUUCCAAAUACUAUUCCCCAACCUUGUGAACGAAAUGGUUUUCCUUCUAAUUAUGCUAGUCAAAUUAAUGAUGUCGAAACUGGAAAUAAUAAAAAUUUACAAAUGGAACAAAAUAUUAUAAGAGAGGGUCAUAUUGGAAAUGCUGUGAAUAAUUUUAAAUCACCAAGACCGUCAUUUAGAUAUACUAGAAGCAAUGAGGAUAUGAGGAAUAAAAAUAUGCCGGACCAUAAAUCACGACCUGCAUUACGAUGUUCCGUUAAAAACUGCUUAAACAGGCAUUCAAAGAAUCUUAGUUUCUUUGGCUAUCCUAAGGAUUUCACGCUGAGAAAAAUGUGGAUGGACAAAUGCGGUGUAGAAAUAGAUCCCUCUACAAUAGUAAAAAGUACUACAAGAGUUUGCGGUACACAUUUUGAAAUCGAUUGUUUCAAAAAUACUGAAUUAAAGAACAGAUUAAAACCAGGUGCUGUUCCUACAUUAUUUUUAGUUAAUGCACCUGAUGCUUUGCCUGUGGCAACCGAUGAGCUGCCUGUGUUUAUAGAUAAUGAAGCUGCUGAACAGUCGUCAAAAGAAAAACAAAACAAUGAAAAAGGUACCGUGUAA